Messenger RNA from Seriola dumerili (greater amberjack), 4799 nucleotides. It is a transcript of the gene rap1gap, whose product is annotated as RAP1 GTPase activating protein. Gene Ontology annotation, cellular component: cytoplasm. The transcript is spliced from 24 exons. NCBI's taxonomy places the organism in Eukaryota, Metazoa, Chordata, Actinopteri, Carangiformes, Carangidae. Gene Ontology annotation, biological process: regulation of small GTPase mediated signal transduction; activation of GTPase activity. The coding region runs from base 812 to 3181 and encodes 789 amino acids. The record is from RefSeq and is a predicted model, not a curated record. Gene Ontology annotation, molecular function: GTPase activator activity.
UCUGGCCCUCAACCCCCCCUCUCUGUCUGACUGCAGCAGGUUAAACAGUGCUUCGCUGCAGUAUCAUCGGCUCCUUCCCUCUGGAAUACAGAUACAGGGGGAUCUCUUUUACCAGCCAGGCCUGCGUUACACAGCAAUGACUGGGGCUUGUUUGCGGAGACUGCAGAUUGACUGUCGGGCUACUACUGCAACAAACCGCACCUCACGGUAAAGGAGAAGACAAGCGAUACUGGCGGGAAGUAAAGAUGAAGAGGAGAAUCUAUAAGAGGAUAUAAAACAGCACAGGAGAGAAAAGACUUGUGGGCGUGAAGAGGAGGAAGAAGGAUAAAGGAAGUGAGUGGAUGAGGUGACGUGACAGGAAGAGAAAGAAGAGAAUAGUGAAGUGUGAUGUCUGCAAAACAAAAUGCAUGCAGUGUUCAACAGAGUCACAUUUGAUCUUCUCAGCCAUGUUCAAACAAGGAGGAAUUCCACAGCUUGAUGAAUUUGGAGGAUCCUUCCCACUGUUAAUAGAACUUGAAUUACAUCACAUAAUCAUCUGUGUUCAUGCUCAGCAGGACAGAUCAAUUUCUACAGCGCAAGUGGCAUCAGAUAUUUCACAAACAGCUGUUUUUAGAGACGAUUCUUUGCUAUAUUUAGCCUAAGGACAGAAGUUAGAUUAAAAAAAAAAAAAAACUAAAAAAUCUACAAACUUGGAGAGCCAAAGUCAAAAUCUUCCUUCAGGUACUGUGUGUUGGACAGGAUGUGACUGGAAAUUAGAGCAGUGGGCUAAAAUCUCCCGACAGCAAAACUUUAACAGAGCAACCCUGCAAAAAUGCCGUGCUCCCCUUUCCGUAUUGGAAGGCCAAAAAAAUUCUGGAAACAUGAUGGGAGUGACCCCCGGAUUUCUACAACACUAGAGCCCCAGCUGUUCCAGCCUACACUCCCAUACACCACCUCACCAUUCCACAAGACCACAGAUUUUUUUGAAAUGAUUGAAAAGAUGCAGGGCAACAGGAUGGAUGAGCAGAGAUGCACCUUUCCUCCCCCACUCAAGACUGAGGAGGACUACAUUCCAUACCCAAGUGUCCAUGAGGUGCUGGGCAGAAAAAGCCCCUUUCCUCUCAUCCUCCUGCCUCAGUUUGGGGGAUACUGGAUUGAGGGGACCAACCAUGAGCUGAGUGACGCCGUGGACGCAGAGCAGCUGCAGCCCCUGUCCCCAAACACCCGCACCAAGCUGGAAUGUAACACAACAGCCACACUCUACCGGAAACACUUCCUGAGCAAGGAACACUUUAAUUACUAUUCAGUGGACAGUGCUCUUGGACAUCUGGUGUUCUCCCUCAAGUACGACGUGAUUGGUGACCAGGAACAUCUCCGGCUAAUGCUCAGGACCAAACUGAAAACCUACCAUGAUGUGAUCCCCAUUUCCUGCCUGACAGAGUUCCCCAACGUGGUCCAAAUGGCCAAGCUUGUCUGCGAAGAGGUCAACGUGGACCGUUUUUUCCCUGUCCUUUAUCCAAAAGCUUCAAGACUUAUUGUCACCUUUGAUGAACAUGUGAUAAGCAACAAUUUCAAGUUUGGGGUCAUCUAUCAAAAGUUUGGACAGACUUCAGAGGAAGAACUGUUUGGCAACAGCGAAGAGAGUCCUGCCUUUGUUGAAUUCCUGGAGUUUUUAGGAGAGAAAAUUGAGCUGCACAACUUUAAAGGUUUCCGUGGAGGGUUAGACGUGACUCAUGGGCAGACUGGCACAGAAUCUGUCUACUGCAACUACCGCAGCAAAGAGGUCAUGUUCCAUGUGUCCACAAAGCUGCCUUACACAGAGGGGGACACCCAGCAGUUACAGCGAAAGAGGCACAUAGGGAAUGAUAUUGUGGCCAUUGUAUUCCAAGAGGAAAACACUCCCUUUGUACCAGACAUGAUUGCCUCUAAUUUUCUCCACGCCUAUGUUGUGGUCCAAGUGGUCAACCCGUGCUCUGACAAAGCUCUCUACAAGGUAUCAGUGACAGCACGGGAUGAUGUACCUUUCUUUGGCCCAGCCCUCCCAAACCCAGCUGUCUUUAAAAAAGGCCCUGAAUUCCAUGACUUCCUUUUUACUAAGCUCAUCAAUGCAGAGUAUGCAUGCUACAAAGCUGAGAAAUUUGCCAAACUGGAGGAGCGAACGCGGUCGGCUUUGUUAGAGACCCUGUAUGAAGAGCUCCAUAUGAACAGCCAGGCCAUGAUGGGAGUUGGAGGAGAGGACGACAAACUGGAAAACGGGAGUGGAGGAGGAGGGGGCUUCUUUGAGUCCUUCAAGCGGGUGAUCCGCAGCAGGAGCCAGUCUAUGGAUGCCAUGGGUCUUACUUUCAAGAAGCCGCACACAGUCUCCACUAGCCUGAGCGGCAGCUUUAACCACAACCCCGCAGAGAGCCCCAAAUUCCCAGGGAUAUCAUUGCUUGUCCCAGGCAAAAGUCCCAGUAAAUAUGGACGUCGAGGCAGUGCCAUAGGGAUAGGAACAGUAGAAGAGUCGUUGAUAAUCCCAGGGAAAAGCCCGACCAGGAAAAAAUCUGGUCCGUUCAGCUCCAGGCGAAGCAGUGCCAUCGGUAUUGAAAACAUUCAAGAAGUCCAGGAGAAGAGUAGAGAGAACUCCCCAAAUACCCAGAAGACCCCUGACAGUGGCCACGUCUCUCAAGACCCCAAAUCUGACAACUCUUCCAAUCAGAGCUCCCCUGAAGUGCUCACAACCACCAAGAACAGUUCUUAUCUCGGUGGCAGGGCCCCAUCCAUCCCUGAGGGUCACGACCUCUCCCGCUCCUCCUCCAACGCUAGCAGCUUCGCCAGUGUGGUGGAGGAGAACGAGACAGAGGCCACAGAGGACUAUGACACAGGCAUGGAGAGUCUGUCAUCAGCCGGGACGCCACACAAGCGAGACUCCUUCACCUACAGCACCUGGCUGGAGGACAGCAUCAGCAGCACCAGUACCGCCAGUCGUGGGAGCUCCCCAGGGCCUGGUAAACCCGAAAGAGGAAAGGGGACAGACAUCCGUAUCAAACUGGAACGACCUCACGAUCAUCAGUCCUCAUCGCAUUCCCAUAAGUCACAAUCCUUCUGGGAGGUGAGACAAGUGCAGGCGUUCGCCAUGACCAGUGAUGCGAGGGAGAAAGCUGAGGAAGAUGAGAAAGAAGAGAAGAUGCAGGUGGAGCCUGGCCAGCCUGCUGCUCACUGAGGGGCAGAAUGCAGAAGUCCAGAAACCUGGAGGACACUGGAGAGGAUGACGCACAAGGAGGGGCCAGCUUUUGCACAGUGUUGUUUCCUUCCACUCUUUUCUUUGCCUGUUCACACAUCUGUUGCCUGGUUGUAUUUUGUUGUUUUUUGUUUGUUUGUUUGUUUUUUUUUUACCUAUCUUUGUUUCAAAAGCACACAUUUUUAUCUACAAAUGUAAUAAUUUUAUUUGUAAGACUUGGGUUUAGUUUGUCUUGUUAAAGCCUAAGUGUGCUGGCUAUACAGGGUAAAUAUAGUGCCACUGAUCUCUGUGUUGAGACUGUGAGAAGGACGUUUGCUGCAACACAGAAGAAGAUCAUUGUCUGGAUGGAUUUACCAAAUCAACAAAGGUUUUGGCUCAAUAAAGAUCUCUAAUGUAUACGUAAUACCAAAUAUUCAGCAUCAGAGAUGAGUAUUUUCUAACAAAAUAUCCAAUGUGAUAUAGAUUUAUUCUGUUGGAUGCUCUUAAAUGUGAUUAUUUCCUGGGUAAAAUCCAAACACAAGGACUGUAUAGCUGCAGCAAAACAGUUGUACCCUUUCCUCUACCACUCUAAUCUCCGUAACAUUAGAUUUCAAACUGAACAUCACAAGUCACAGGAAAGAUAGCAAUGUUUCAUAAAUGAAAUGAAAUGGCCUUAAAACGUAAACAUGCAAUCUCUUUGUUCCUCCAAAUUAUUUUACCUCACUUCUUUGACUCACAUGUUCUGCAGCCAAUAAUGGGACGGCAGUAUUAGAUAGAGAUUAAAACUAAUAUAUUCAGAAUUCCUUUUAAGAACACUAGUUUCUUUCAAAAAAAUGGUGGUGCAAUGCACCAACACUGUCUGUACAGUCUGCUAAUAUAUGGAUAUAUCCAUCCAAUGACUGAUUUAACUGCUUUGUCUGUCGUGUUUGCUGCUGUGGAGACCAGUCUCUACAUUAUGUUCGGAGUUGCUUUUUUUCCCUCUGAUAUAUGUUUUUAUUUAUUGGUUUGGUUCCUAUUGAAGUGGCAUUUAUGGCAUAUGUUAUACCGUACCUCUAUAGUGACUCCAUCCAGUAACCUGUCAUAUACUUACUCUGUAUGUGUUGCUUUGGAGUAAAUUAUAAUGUUGUCAUCUGUAAAGCUCUGUGUUUUUCAGGGGUCAGAUCUCUUUCAGUGCAGUACAUUUGCAAUGCAACUAUAAUAAAACAGUGAAUAUUUAUUUGCUAGUUAGAAAAUAACUGCAAAAUACAACUACUGAUUUUGUAAAUAGAUAUUAAGUUGGAGUACAUAGUGUAUAAUGUAUAGGCCAUUUGUUUAAGAUGGGAUUGACCAACACCUCAAAAUAACUGCCAAGAUAAAAAUUUAUUGUUGUUGUUUUUUUCUCAUACACUUAAAUUUAAAUAUUAUUUUGAGAGAGUUUUGUAGAAUAAAAAUUAUUUUAAAAGCUAUUCAGACUGUUCUGUAAAAGGGAAGAUCUCACAGUACAUCCUGCUGAUCAUUUCAGUUGCCUUAUCAUCACAAACUGAUGAUGUAAGUAUAGAUUAUGAAGCAAAUGUUUAACUGCCAGCAGGAUUUACAAUGAAAUGAAUGUUUUGUUGUUGUUGUUUUUAUUGUAAAUAAAUGC